UUCUGCCAGCAGCAACCUUGGGAUUUGCUUGCGAAUGUAGCUAGUUUCGAGACGACAUUUGUUUUCUAGGUGCUAAAUCUGCGCCAGAGCAUUCUCGAGAGAUCAGUUUAUUUUCCGUUGUCCUCCGCCUCUCGCUCUCUUUGCCCGACUCUGCUGUCCCUUUCCCGUAGCGAGCAUGCUGGGCCGACGGCGCAAGCAGCAGCAGCAGCAGCCGAAGCAGCAGCGCGUGCACGAAUCCGGAGCGGCGGAGCGCGAGGCGGAGAUCGAGCGGACUAUAGUGGUGGAUCAUGGAGAUUACUCCUCCUCCUGCGGCUACUGCCGAGGCGCGCGCGGGUCGAGCCACUCCCACGGAAUCACUGCGGACAGCAUGACAGUGCAAGAUUACCAAGACCUUUUAGAUCGUGGCUGGCGUCGCUCGGGCUGCUUCCUCUACAAGCCAGAUAUGCCCCGCACCUGCUGCCCCGCCUACACCAUCAGGCUCGUGGCGAGGCGGUUUCAGCCCAACAAGGAGCAGCGCAAAGUGCUCAAACGCAUGGAGAGGUUUCUCAGUGGGGAAAUCGACCUCCCUGCUCCCAGAGACCGCUCUGCAAACCUUCCCGACCCUUCUUCGAAUCCAGGUUCAGGUCUGGGUUUAGGUUUGGCUUUAGGUUUGGGUUCAGGUUCGGGUGCGAGUGGGCAGCCGCGGGCAGAGCCAGUGAACGGGCAGUCACGAGGGCAGAAGGACGGCCUCCGGGCAGCUUCCAGUGAGGGACGGCUGCAGCCAGCGACGGCGGGACCCCUGGCAGCAGUGCAUGCGCAGGUGGAAGGGGCUUUGAAGCGAGUGCUAGCGCAGUGGCGGGAGAACGGGGCGGUUCCUUCAGGCAUGCUGCUGCCUGCGGUGACUCUUCGACCCGUCCCAGCUAACGUCAGGCCUGGAAAGAUUGAUGCGGAAAGUAGUGGUCGGGGGGAUGGAGGAGACGCAGGAGGGGCAAGAGGGGCAAGAGGGGCAAGAGGGAGCGAACAGAGAGGCGCUUCUGCUGCUCCUCUGCCAGUGCUGACGUCAAACGUUGCGUUUCUUCUCUUCUCUGGAUACAAGAAGCUACAGCAGCAGCAGAAGAAGCCGCAGAAUCAGGGGGAGAUGACCCCGCAGCUAUCAGACGGGCGGCACCCAGAGCAUGCAGUGCUUCUAAGCUCCAGUGCGCAGGAUAUAGCAGUGGCGUUGGUGCAGGAGGUUGAAGCGGGAUUGCAGAGUGGCGAGCUGCCUGAGGGAGUGAGCGUGAGGGCUGUGAACGGGCAUGUGAAUGUGCUGGCGCCUGCUGCUCUGCUGCGAGGCGAGGAGUCCACGGGCAGACGCAUAGCCACAGGCAAUGCUGGUUUGCCUGGUGGUGGGAGUAGAGGCGUGCAGCAACAACAUCACCAGCAGCACCAGCAGGACCAGCAGCAACAACAACCACAGCAGCAGCAGCAGCAGCAGCAGCAGCAGCAGCAGCAGCAGCAGCAGCAGCAGCAGCAGCAGCAGCAGCAGCAGCAGCAGCGCACGCCACGAGUGCUGGAGAUAAUAACCCACCGCUCUGCAUUCACCCAGGAGGAGUUUGACCUGUACCGCAAGUACCAGAUCAAUGUGCACGGUGAUGCACCCAGCACCGUCACCAGACGAGCCUAUGAGAAUUUCCUCGUCAACACUCCCCUCAUACACGUCCCUCCACCUGCGCCUCCCCCAGUUGCGCCUCCCCCAGCUGCCCCAUCCCCAGUUGCGCCUCCCCCUGAAGCACAAGCACCGCUGCCCUCCUGCGGCUACGGCUCCUUCCACCAGCAGUACCGCAUAGACGGGCGCUUAGUGGCCGUGGGCGUGGUGGACGUGCUGCCGCGCUGCCUCUCAUCUAAGUAUCUCUUUUGGGACCCCGACUUUGCGUUUCUGUCUCUGGGGAAGUUCUCUGCGCUUAAGGAGAUCGAGUGGGUGCAGCGGGAGCAGCAGCGGCGGCCUGAGCUGUUACUGGAUUCGUACUACAUGGGGUAUUACAUCCAUUCUUGUCCGAAAAUGACAUAUAAGGCAGCAUAUGCACCGUCGGAUCUGCUCUGUCCUCUGCGCUACCUGUGGGUUCCCUUCUCUCUUGCACGCCCUCUCCUGGACCACUCCCCCUACGCUGUACUCUCCUCUGCUCUGCCCAAACACCCUCAACACCCACAACACCCUCAUGCACCAGAGAACCUUUUUCCUACAGUAGCCGCCUCCCUCCAUCAGCCACCCUCCUCCAAUGCUCACGCAGCAUCGAGUGAGGGAGUGGAAGGGAGGAGUGCAGGGGGGCCAGGAGAGGACGGAGCAAGGGACGUGGUGGGGGGCUAUAGAGGGGCGGGGGUGGGAGAGACAGAAGCGGAGAUUGAAGUGCAGCGGGAGCUGCAGGCUGCAGCUGAGAGAGGGGAGGGUGGAGGAGUAGAGGGGCUGGACGAGGCGAGUAGCAGAGGGCCUACUAACGAGUAUGGAGUGCAGGGACGGGUGGGAAGGGCUCUGGAAGGCAGGGAAGGGCGGCAGGGAAUGGAAGAGGGGAUGGAGGUUGAGAAGGGGAGGGAAGGGGAGAGAUGGGGGGAGGAGUUGAGUGCGGGGGAGCGGGAGGAGAGGGGGAGGGAGGUGGCAUCAGCGGUGCUGGCCAUGCCGCUGCUCAUCAAUGGGUCCAUGAUGAUCAGUUUCGCUCAACUGUUGGAGACCGGUUGGCUCUCCUCUGCUUCCACCCGGUCCAUCACAGCAGCCCUCAAAACCUUCUGUGAAGCUGCGGGGCCUCAGGUGGCUAGGCGUGCGCUCUACACUGUCAGAUAGCUGCAAUGUAGCUUAGUGUUUACGGCUGCUCAGGGCGGUUGGUGAUGCUUCUGGUAAUGGUUGGGCUGUUUGCAUUCUUUUACAGCAUGCUAUGAUUACCAAAGCGACAAUACCAUGUAUGUUACGCUAAAACCAUUUGGUUAUGAUGGUUACAGGGUUCAUGGAUUUUAAUCCCAGCCUAUCAAUGCUAAGAAAUGG
Messenger RNA from Closterium sp. NIES-67, 2989 nucleotides. NCBI's taxonomy places the organism in Eukaryota, Viridiplantae, Streptophyta, Zygnematophyceae, Desmidiales, Closteriaceae. The record is from the annotation of a GenBank genome assembly.